AUUGUUAAUAAUUUAAAAUUAGGUUUGACAUCAACAUAUACCCCCAAUUCCCCAACCGUUCGUUGACUUGUACUCGUAAUAACGCGGAAGGAGCUUGCAUGAGGCUUAUAUGGGGAGCUACAUAACUCAACACCCCAUCAUCAAUAAUACAUUUUUAUUAUUUUCAAUACUAUAAAUACCUCUUUGAUUCCUCAACUCCAUUCUCAUCAUCUAUUCCCAUAAUCCUAUCCCAAUUCAAUCAUCUAAAACAUUCUAACAAUGGCUUCCGCUGCUCUUUUCUUCCUACACUUUCUCUUUCUGUUGUCUAUUUUCCAACCUUCACUUGCAACUAGACGACUCACUGAGUUAGUCCAGAACUCGUCUCCCCUUUUGCAAUACCACAACGGUGCCCUCCUCACCGGCGACAUCUCCGUCAACCUCAUUUGGUAUGGCAACUUCAAACCCUCCCAGAAAGCCAUCAUCACCGAUUUCAUCACCUCCCUGUCCUCCGCCUCACUCAAAUCCCAGAUCCAACCUUCCGUCGCCACAUGGUGGAAGACAACAGACAAAUACUACUCGAAAACAAAGAAACCCUCCCUCCGACUCGGUAAACAAGUAUCCGACCCGGAUUGCUCACUCGGGAAAUCAUUAUCAGACAAACACCUCCUCCAGUUAGCUGCAAAGGGUGAACCGACGAACGCCGUGAACAUCGUGUUAACGGCAAACGACGUGGCAGUUUUUCGUUUUUGCUCCGGUAGGUGUGGAACCCAUGGCCAUGGAUCAUCUUCCAUUGUAAAAGGUAAAAACAACAAGUUUGCUUACAUCUGGGUUGGCAACUCGGAGACUCAGUGUCCUGGUCAAUGCGCGUGGCCAUUCCAUCAACCGAUUUACGGACCACAGGGUGCACCACUGAUCGCACCGAACAACGACGUGGGUGUGGAUGGAAUGGUGAUAAAUCUGGCUACUCUUUUGGCUGGAACUGCUACAAAUCCAUUUGGAAAUGGGUAUUAUCAGGGGGAUGCUGGUGCACCAUUAGAAGCUGCAUCUUCUUGUUCGGGGUUGUAUGGGAAAGGGGCGUAUCCAGGUUAUGCCGGAGAUUUGUUGUUGGAGACGACGACAGGUGCAAGUUUCAAUGCACAUGGUACAAACGGGAGGAAGUAUUUGCUUCCUGCUUUAUUUGACCCCUCUACUUCUAAAUGUUCCACUUUGGUUUAACGAAAGGAAAGAGAAGAAGGCUCUUUCUUCUGGUUUUUGUAUAAAAUAAAAAAUGAAAAGGAAAAAAAAUGUAGGACAUAGUGUAGGAGUGUACUCUGUAACUUAAAAAACUAUGUAUUCGUUUAUUCAUUUUAAUUACCUAAUAUAUGCUUUCAGUUA
Lactuca sativa (garden lettuce) is the source of this 1353-nucleotide messenger RNA. RefSeq names its product protein PHOSPHATE-INDUCED 1. Lineage: Eukaryota; Viridiplantae; Streptophyta; Magnoliopsida; Asterales; Asteraceae. The record is from RefSeq and is a predicted model, not a curated record.